This is a messenger RNA of Laetiporus sulphureus 93-53, 1187 nucleotides long. RefSeq lists its product as uncharacterized. The transcript is spliced from 3 exons. Lineage: Eukaryota; Fungi; Basidiomycota; Agaricomycetes; Polyporales; Laetiporaceae. The coding region runs from base 161 to 1099 and encodes 312 amino acids. The record is from RefSeq and is a predicted model, not a curated record.
CCAAUCUUUCCUCUAUAGCUGCACCUGAUUGUCAGAUCGGUUGGAUCAUCUGGCCUCGCGAUGGAAUCUGAGAAUUGGAAUCCCAAUCCGCUGCUGAUGAGCCUGGAUUUUGAAGAGUUCAUGAAGACAGUGUCAUAUAGAGUGAAACAAGAGUGCACAGAUGGCAUUACGAACGGAGAGAUCAUUCGGAAGCCUUAUAGCUCUCCUUCGACAGACUCAGAACUCGUUUCGUCCCAUGGUUCGCCUGCCUCCUGAGAUCUUAGGAGAGAUAUUCCAAUAUGCCUGCUCGUGGUGCUUCAGGUGUCAUCUUGCUCAGCGUUGGACAGGUCUCAAGGAAGUACUGCAAUCUCUAUGCAAAGUGCUGCACGUAUGCUGUCAUUGGCGUAUAGUUGCUCAUGGUGUGCCUGCCCUCUGGAAUUGUUUGGAUAAUUCUUAUCCAUUGGCCGAACACUUCUUCCUCGAACGCAGUCGCACCGGCGAUCUUGCUGUCAGAAUCAGAAUUGGCGAAAGCAAUGAGGAUGGAGACUUUGAGCACUUUUUCAAGUCUCACUCCUUACGCUUGCGUGAGUUACACAUGUGGAUUGGGUACGAGGAGGUGUCUCCUGAUUUCUGCAUCAAACCUAUACGGCUUCGUCGGUUGAACCUGAGUACCCGUUUCACCAGAUCAACACCUUCUUUUGCGACUAUGUUAUUCACUGCGUGUUCAUCGUCCUUGGAGCAAAUGCAGCUCGAAGGCCUCGAUGGGAUCCCACAUCACCGCUUCGACAACCUGACAUAUUUACAACUCGUUUUCGUCCGGGCAUCUGUACCAGAGUUCCUUGAACUACUGUCCAAUUGUCCAAACCUGACCGAUUUGCAGUUGUUCCAUCCCAAAAUACGUGAAGGCAGUGCAAAUGAUGAUUACGUCCUUUCAUUGCCCAAUCUGCGCAGGUUACGCAUCAAAAUCGGUCGGUCGGUCCUUGCUGCCUCCUUGAUCUCAAAAAUCCCCCUCAGCACCAGUAGGCGUGCUCAAUUCUUAGAGUUCGGCACGCCAGUUCAGUUCGUCGACCUCAAAUACCAAGGGGACGGCGAUGCCGAGCAGAUGCCGAGUAUUAUGUAAGCCAAGUGGCUCGUGGGAACGCUAGGCAGGGAACAGGAGUGGCGAGAUUAUUUCCGAAGGAUUGCUUUACAUUUUCUCGAUUUUUAUU